This is a messenger RNA of Helicoverpa zea (corn earworm), 2301 nucleotides long. It is a transcript of the gene Tf, whose product is annotated as transferrin. Gene Ontology annotation, cellular component: extracellular region; plasma membrane; recycling endosome. The coding region runs from base 38 to 2095 and encodes 685 amino acids. Lineage: Eukaryota; Metazoa; Arthropoda; Insecta; Lepidoptera; Noctuidae. The transcript is spliced from 15 exons. Gene Ontology annotation, biological process: iron ion transport. The record is from RefSeq and is a predicted model, not a curated record.
CGGUAGUAAGCGAAUAGCCCGCGAGCUUGCCUUGACCAUGGCAUCAAAAAUAAAAUAUUAUUAUAUUUAUCUCCUCGUAAUCGCAUGUGUGUGUGUGCAAGCGAAAUUGAAAUUUAAAAUAUGCGUGCCGUUGCAGCAUAUAAAAUUAUGUCAGAAGAUGGUGAACACAGACACACAGAGCAAGACACAAAUAGAGUGUGUUGCGGCUAGAGACAGGGUGGAAUGUCUGAGCUUAGUCCAACAGCGGCAAGCAGACAUCGUGCCAGUUGACCCUGAAGAUAUGUACUGUGCGACCAAGCUGCCAAAUGAGGACUUCGUUCUGAUACAGGAGUACAGAACUGAUGAUGAGCCUGAUGCGCCAUUUAGAUACGAAGCUGUCAUAGUAGUUCACAACGACCUGCCAGUCAACAAUCUGGAUCAACUGAAGGGGCUGAAGUCUUGCCACACAGGAGUCGGCAGGAAUGUUGGAUAUAAGAUACCCCUUACCAUGUUGAUGAAACGUUCAGUGUUCCCGAAGAUGAACGACCACAGCAUCUCACCGAGGGAGAAUGAAUUAAAAGCAUUGUCAACUUUCUUCUCAAAAUCUUGUAUUGUGGGAAAAUGGUCUCCGGAUCCUAAGACCAAUUCUGCUUGGAAGAGCCAAUACAAUCAGCUAUGUUCGAUGUGUGAACACCCCGACAAAUGUGACUAUCCAGACAACUACAGUGGCUACGAAGGAGCUCUGAGGUGCUUGGCAACCAACGGCGGCCAAGUCGCAUUCACUAAGGUCAUUUACGUCAGAAAAUUCUUCGGGCUGCCUGUCGGCAAUAUCCCCGCUGGAACUGCAGAACAAAAUCCAGAUGGCUACAGCUACCUCUGUGUGGACGGGUCUAAAGUGCCAGUGAAGUCCAAAGCAUGUUCCUGGGCAGCUAGACCUUGGCAAGGAUUGCUGGCUCAUAAUGAUGUACUGGCUAAUCUGGCGCCUUUGAGAGAGAAGUUGAAUGAAUUAGCUCGCAUUGGUGGUCGCGGCGACACGACGGACUGGUUCACCAACGUACUGGGCAUGUCCACUAAGAUGCGGCACAUAGCCGACGUGGCUCCCAUCAGGCCGCUGGAGUACCUCAACAAGGCCAACUACACCGAAGUUAUUGAGAGAGGACAUGGACCUCCCGAACAUGUUGUCAGGUUGUGUGUGACUUCAAACGUAGCUCGUGCUAAGUGUCAGGCGAUGUCCACGUUCGCAUUCAGUCGGGACAUUCGUCCGCGUCUGGAUUGUGUCCAACAGGCUACCCAGGAAGACUGCUUGAAGAGCGUACAAGACAACGGUUCAGACUUGGCAAGCGUCGACGACAUGCGAGUGAUGGCGGCGGUCAAGAAGUACAACUUACAUCCAGUGUUCCACGAAGUGUAUGGUGACGCGAAGAUUCCUAACUACGCAGUCGCUGUUGUCAAGAAAGGAACCUCUUUCAAUAAGAUUGAAGACUUGAGAGGACAUAGGUCUUGCCACGAUAAUUUCCGCAGUUUCAGCGGUUUCUUCGCUCCGAUGUACUACCUCAUUAAUAAACAAGUUAUUAAUCACGACCAGUGCAUCAAAAACUUUGCAUCUUUCUUCUCGGCUGGAUCAUGUAUCCCUGGAAUCAAUGACCCGGAAAAUAAUCCUAAAGGUGAUGACGUAUCAAAACUAACACAACAGUGUUCAACCGACAGCAAUCCACUGUCAUGUCUUAGCGAAGACCGCGGUGACGUGGCCUUUGUCUCAAGUGCGGAACUACCAUCCCUCGAUGCAGCACAAUAUGAGCUGCUCUGCCUGAACCGCGAAGCAGGUGGAAGGGACUCCCUCGCAAACUACGCUACUUGUAACAUUGCCAUGGCACCUUCCCGCACUUGGGUAGCAGCCAAGGACUUCCAAUCUGACGUCUCUAUUGCCCACACACCACUCGCUCUGGCCCAAUUACUUGACACCAGAACAGACCUAUUCAACAUAUAUGGAGAAUUCCUCAAGAACAAUGAUGUAAUAUUCCACAAUGCUGCUAGAGGAUUAGCAACUACUGAGAAAAUGGAUUUUGAGAAAUUCAAGCAAAUCCAUGAUGUUAUUUCCAAUUGUGGUAACGCCUAGAAUAAGUUAUAGUUAGCCCUUUAUUGAGGGUUUUGAUAUAUUGACGAAUUAACAAAAUACUAUUGUAAGACUAGCUGUUUUCUUUAGCAGCACCAGUAAAACAUUGACACUAACAAAACAAAUAUGAAUUCUCAAAAACAAAGGCUGAUUGUUUAACUUUUAUUUCAUUACUUACAUUGACAAUAAAUAAAUAAUACCCAACAAUA